UUAACCCCAGGGAGAACCCUGUACAGUGUACACCAGGAGACAGCUGCAGAACAUCCUACUACAACUCAGAAGGACUCACCAUGAGCACAGCUGGGCAAGUAAUCAAAUGUAAAGCUGCGGUGUGCUGGGCACCUAAACAACCGCUCAGUAUAGAAGAGAUUGAAGUUGCGCCACCAAAGGCUCAUGAAGUUCGCAUAAAGAUUGUGGCGACUGGAGUUUGUCGUUCAGAUGAUCAUGUUAUAAGUGGUGCUUUAGAUGUGAAAUUCCCUCUGAUUCUGGGCCAUGAAGCUGCUGGGAUUGUAGAGAGUGUUGGUGAAGGAGUAACAGAUCUGAAACCUGGAGACAAAGUCAUCCCACUGUUUAUGCCUCAGUGUGGAAAAUGCAGAUGUUGUGUGAAUCCAGACAGCAAUCUUUGCUACAAAAAUGAUCUUGGGAAAUAUAAUGGAGUGCUAUUGGACAACACCAGCAGAUUUUCCUGCAAGGGGAAACCUGUUCAUCACUUCCUCACUUCCAGCACUUUUACCGAGUACACAGUGGUUGAUGAAAUUGCUGUUGCUAAGAUACACCCGGAUGCACCGUUGGAUAAGGUCUGCCUUAUUGGCUGUGGAUUCUCCACCGGAUAUGGCUCUGCUGUGAAUACUGCUAAGGUUAAACCCGGAUCUACCUGUGCAGUAUUUGGUCUGGGAGGAGUGGGGUUGUCAGUGAUUAUUGGAUGUAAAGUAGCUGGUGCUUCCAGGAUUAUAGCCGUUGACUUAAACAGUGACAAAUUUGCAAAAGCCAAAGAGUUUGGAGCCACUGAAUGUAUCAAUCCUAAAGACUAUGACCGUCCUAUCAAUGAAGUGCUGACAGAAAUGACUGACGAUGGAGUGGACUAUGCCUUUGAGGUCAUUGGAAACACUGGAGUCAUGCAAUCUGCUCUUAAAUCCACUCACUUUGGCUGUGGAAAAACUGUGAUUGUAGGUUUGGCUCCUUCAAACGCUACGAUUACAUUGGAUCCAAUGCUAGUUCUAACUGGACGUGUUCUGACUGGAGCCUUUUUUGGAGGUUGGAAAGGUAAAGAUGAUGUACCAAAAAUUGUGUCUGAUUAUAUAAAUAACAAAUUUGAGUUUGAUGGGCUGAUAACCCACAGAUUGCCAUUUGAGAAGAUCAAUGAAGCAUUUGAACUUCUGCGCAAAGGAGAGAGUAUCCGUACAGUGUUGUCAUUUUGAAGAUCUUAAUCCCGACCAUCAUCUAACGAAGAAAUCUCCACUACUGUCGCCUUGCAAGAUGCAACCUUCAUUUAUCACAUGAAACUUUUAUUACCUCAUAUAAUAUACUGAGAGGUCUAAUGUUACAGAACAUGGUGUAUACUGUAUCUUCAAUAUAUCAUGUUAUUCACAUACACGUUAGAAAAAUGUGCCUAUUAUACGCACAUUAUACGCAUUGUUAUCUCCUCCCUUUCCUAUACAUGUUUUUGCUUUUCUUCUGUUUGCAGGCUAGCUAGCAGGAAUAAAUCCUUUUCUCAGUUGCAGAGAGCAGGUCAUCAAUGUGUGGCUCCAGCAGAUCUGCUCUCCACAAGUGAAACUGACGGUUUCCAUAUGUGCGUGUAGAUCCAGCAGGUCUACUCUGCACAAGUGAAACUGACGGCUUCCAUAUGUGCGUGUAGAUCCAGCAGGUCUGCUCUCCACAAGUGAAACUGACGGCUUCCAUAUGUGCGUGUAGAUCCAGCAGGUCUGCUCUCCACAAGUGAAACUGACGGCUUCCAUAUGUGCGUGUAGAUCCAGCAGAUCUGCUCUCCACAAGUGAAACUGACGGCUUCCAUAUGUGCGUGUAGAUCCAGCAGGUCUGCUCUCCACCAAGUGAAACUGACGGUUUCCAUAUGUGCGUGUAGAUCCAGCAGGUCUGCUCUCCACAAGUGAAACUGACGGUUUCCAUAUGUGCGUGUAGAUCCAGCAGGGUCACCCAAGUGCUGCAGUGUUCAUUCCUGGAGCAUUACAGCCUAGUUCUGAUGACUGAUUACAAUGUCAAGUUCCAGCUUUGUAAGGUCUCCCUUUAAUUGUAGGCAGUAUAUCUUUAAAACAUCACAUUUGCAUAUAUAAUGUGUCCUAAAAAAUAAAACAUUUCCUUAAUCGCUCAGAAAA
Messenger RNA from Bufo gargarizans (Asiatic toad), 2120 nucleotides. Its product is annotated as alcohol dehydrogenase 1-like. Gene Ontology annotation, biological process: retinoic acid metabolic process; retinol metabolic process. The record is from RefSeq and is a predicted model, not a curated record. Lineage: Eukaryota; Metazoa; Chordata; Amphibia; Anura; Bufonidae. Gene Ontology annotation, cellular component: cytosol. Gene Ontology annotation, molecular function: zinc ion binding; all-trans-retinol dehydrogenase (NAD+) activity. The transcript has 9 exons. The coding region runs from base 81 to 1208 and encodes 375 amino acids.